CCACACGCCUAUUCCAUCGCAUCACCACACGUUUCACGAACCAGAGCCCGGUUGCACUAACAAGCUGCCCGCGCCGCAUCACCACCUUCCAUUUCCCCAUCUAGGGUUGCGUGAGCCCCGCCACCGCCGGCCAUGUCCGACCCGGCCUCCGCCCACGCGGCGCAGAGAUGCGCUGCGGCGCCGCGGCAGCCGGCGACGAGGACGGCAGCGAGGACGACGCGGAGGAGGAGGAGGAAGAGCACGAUGAGGUGGAAGAGGAGGAGGAGGAGGAGGAGCUGCCACCUGCCGAGGAGCCGCCGUCGCCGGCGGCCCCAGAACCGGUCUCGUCCUUUCCGGGGAACCCGAACCAGCUGACGCUGCUGUUCCAGGGCGAGGUCUACGUCUUCGAGUCCGUCACCCCUGACAAGGUUCAAGCUGUCCUGUUACUGUUAGGAACUGGUGAAAUUCCACCCGGUCUAUCUGCCAUGGUUUUACCCAGUCAACGUGAAAAUAGGGGCUAUGAGGAUUUACUUCAGAGGACAGACAUUCCUGCAAAAAGGGUUGCUUCACUCAUCAGGUUCCGCGAAAAACGCAAGGGGAGAAAUUUUGAUAAGCAAAUACGCUAUGCUGUACGCAAAGAAGUGGCACACAGGAUGCAGCGUCGGAAGGGGCAAUUUGUUGGAAGAGCGAAUUUGGAGGGGGAGUCCCCUUCUCCAGGCUGUGAUCCUGUCUCCCAGGGCUCAGGCCAAGAUUUCCUGUCUCGAGAAUCAAAGUUGUGUCAGAAUUGUGGCACUAGUGAAAAGAUGACACCGGCAAUGCGUCGUGGUCCAGCUGGUCCAAGGACUUUGUGCAAUGCUUGUGGACUGAUGUGGGCCAACAAGGGCACCCUGAGAAGUUGCUCCAAGGCAAAAGUUGAAGCUCCUAUGCUUGCAAUUGAGCAGUGCAACGCUGCUGUCGCCCAGUGUCAGACCGGAACCGAUGUCAAAGCACUGCCAGCUCCAAACAACUACGACGUCGCUCCAAGCAACGGCGAAGCCAUGGAUAACAGUGUGACUGCAAACGCAACUGCUGCUGCGAUGGAAGGAGCGCCGAAAGCGCAGUCAGAAUAAUUUACAUCAGCAUUUGAUCAUCGAACCCAAAAGACCCCGAAUUCAUCUUGUGUAGCCAAAAUUCACGAAACACAGGAUUCGCUAAUCAGGAAUACUGAUUGUCAUCAAGUGUACAUCAAAAUACUGAUUGCCAGCGCCAGAUAUGUACGUAAUUAACAUAAGAGCGUCUGAUCGAAUCGACACGAUGUUGGCAUUCGAGGUGUUACAUUCGGCUGCCCUUUGCGAGCAGCGCAUUUGCAUAAUCACAUUGAUCGUUUUACGAUCUUCGUCUUU
Molecule: messenger RNA, 1361 nt
Organism: Triticum urartu
Lineage: Eukaryota; Viridiplantae; Streptophyta; Magnoliopsida; Poales; Poaceae
Product: GATA transcription factor 18
Biological process (GO): regulation of DNA-templated transcription
Molecular function (GO): protein binding; sequence-specific DNA binding; zinc ion binding
Source: RefSeq, a predicted model, not a curated record